This is a messenger RNA of Saprolegnia parasitica CBS 223.65, 1011 nucleotides long. RefSeq lists its product as hypothetical. The record is from RefSeq and is a predicted model, not a curated record. The transcript has 8 exons. Lineage: Eukaryota; Oomycota; Saprolegniomycetes; Saprolegniales; Saprolegniaceae. The annotation marks the transcript as partial.
AUGCAGACAGUGUGUGGAUACAACGACCUCAGCGCCCAGCAGCGCGUGCUCGUGGCCGAUGGCUCGUGCGGCGCGUCGGCGACCUGCCUUCUCGACCGGGACUGCGCGGUCGCCAUGGUCAUGCCAGUCAACGCAACGCGGUUUGACCUCGAGAGCACUUGGCUGCUCGGCGACCUCUCGCGGUACCCGCACGACACGCUAGAACUCGCGCAGGUGCAGAGCGCCACGAGUCUGCAUGCGUAUCUGCAGUUUCCCGUGGUUCUGCGCGCCUUAGUGUUUGAGCAGGCAACGAUUGACGCCGAGUCGGACGAACACUUCGGACCAUCGGUCAGCGCGCUGGAACGACUGCAGCUGCCGCGCGCCCUCGAGAGCUUGACACUGCGUAACUGCUUGGUACAAGGCACGAUGGGGUUUUAUGGACUGGAGCACCUUCGGCGACUCGAGCUCCGGAACUCGCGCUUUAGCGAUUUUUGGCUGAGCGGCGUCGACAACAGCCUGCAGCAUUUGGAGCUCGUAGGCGUGCACACGCCAAUCUUGCGCCUCGAAGAGUCGUCCGAGCUGCGCUACUUUGUCUGUGACGACUGCGACGUACCAAGUGUCAUGGUCGACAAUUCCACGUACGCAGCGCUCGCAGCUCUUUCCCCGGCCUUGCCCAAUGCCACCGAAGGCUACCGCGUCAACCGUAUUCAGCACGACGAAGCGCAGUGCAUGGCUGCACGUGGCCAAAUCAAACGGCUGUGGGAAACCACCUCAGUCUGCAUCCCAGAUCGCAACCGGCCGCCGAUUGAUACCAACUUUGGUUCGUCGUGGAUGUACCCCUAUACCACGUACAUCUACCUCGGAGGCGCCGCUGUCCUUGGAGUCAUCGUCCUCUUCUCUGUCUACGCGAUUCGACGCGGUAGCCGCGCCGUCAAGAUCCGUCGAUCGGCCGACGACGACUACCUCGCGUCGACGCUGCGACCAAACGAGAUGGCAACGCUCCAAAUGCUCCAGAUUGACGCCGACGCCAUC